Messenger RNA from Chlamydomonas reinhardtii, 1771 nucleotides. RefSeq lists its product as uncharacterized. Bases 232 to 1053 code for a protein of 273 amino acids. The record is from RefSeq and is a predicted model, not a curated record. NCBI's taxonomy places the organism in Eukaryota, Viridiplantae, Chlorophyta, Chlorophyceae, Chlamydomonadales, Chlamydomonadaceae. The transcript has 3 exons.
AACUAUAAUGCUGAGUCGCCCGGUAUAAACAUCAGUUAGCUAUUACUGUUUGCACGAGCUCCUUGGGGGUGCAGCGCUUGCGGCCUCUCAACUUACACCGCACCGCUUGCACACCACGUCAAUUGCCUGCCCUUCCUGCAAUACUUGACACUCUGGGCUUGAUAGUCUGUCUCGGCUUGCGCGAAAAGAGAAGAUCUAGAGCCCUUGUCGGCGCAACCUCGAUUCUUAAAAAUGGCCACACACGCCGCUUUGCGCGCAUGCAGCCUGCGUACUGCGCCCUUUCAGCGUGGACCGCACCAGACUACCUCAAUCGGCGCGGGUCCCGGGCCCGGCAGUUCCAACGCCUCGCCAUGCCCCUGCGCAGCUCCGCCAGCGGCGCCUCGCUCCGUCGCCACCGGCGCCAGCCUUGACCGCCGUGACAUGAUGCUUCUGUCCAGCUCGCUCGUAAUGUCCCACUUGGCCCUGUUGGGAGGGUGCACGCCCCCCGCACAUGCUGCGCGCGGCCUCGACAGAUAUAUCCGGCGGAAAUCGCUCGACCCGCUCGAGACCUACGUGCCGCUGGUGCUGGAAGCCCGCGCGCUGCUCGCCAAGGCCAAGGACCUUGCUGCUCAGGACGUCGGAGCCGCGCGCGAGCUGCUGCGAGCGGGACCCUACAACGGCCUGCGCGACAACAUCCGCGCCAUCGGCGAGUACGCGGCGCGCGACGGGCGCACCACGGAGGUGGGCCCGCUCGUCACCGGCUUCUUCAAGGCCCUGGAGGGGUACGACCAGCUGCUGCUCAAUGCCCUGCGCGACAAGACGCCCGUGGAGGCCGACAAGCUGGACGCCUGCAUCGCCGACCUGUACGCGGCAUUUGACAAGCUGAUCGCGACGGUGCCGGCGGAUAUUUUGGAGCAGGCGCAGAGAGUGCUGGAUGUGACCAUGGCCAAGGCGGCCGUGCGGCAGGAGGAGCCCGCGGGCGGCGCGGAGGGCGGCGCGGAGGGCGGCCAGGGCGGCGCGGGGGCUGUGGUGGUGGAUCAGGAGGCGGCGGAGCUGCUGCAGCUGCUGCGCUGAGCGCGGCGAUGAAGGCGGCAGAAGGGGAGCGCCAGGCGUGGUGCUGGUGUCAGCGUUGCGUGGCUGAGCCGCUGCUGUUUCAAGCAAGCAGCAAGCUCGUGGGCUGGGGGUCAUUAUAAAAAUGGUGUUGGGAAGACAGCGAAGAAGAAGUUAGGGGGGCCGGGGGUGCUGAAACCCCGCUGGGCAAUUUCGGAGAAGCGGCUGCCGCCGCUAGGCGUGUGUCUCGGAGGCGAUGUGCACGUCGGCGUGGUAUGUGGCGAGGCAUGGGCACCCAGCGCCCUAUGCCCGCUUGCGCUAAUUACGUACGUGGGUCUUGGCGGCGGGCAAAAGAUUUUGAUGGCGUAAUGCGGCCCCUGCGGGGGCACGGGGAAAGCCAUCCGAUGUUUCCCAUAACUGGUGCGGUUUGAGUAUUGCGUAUGCCGUGUCAGUAGGCUUUCUGAUGCUGAGCGAAGCGUUGGUGCUGGCAGAAAUGGCUGCUGGCUGGUAGCGUCCCCGACGCAGGCGGGGGGGAAGUUGAUUGGGUACGCGCCCACCUGCCAGUGGCUGUGAGGCAUUUUGUUGCGAGGCGAGACAGCGCGCGCGAGAGUCCAGAGAAGAGGUUUUGGCUUGUUCCGAAGGAAUGCAUAUCAAUUUUGGAGACAUUUCAUAGCUAACCGUUCCUCGUGUGCUUUGUCCUCGUGUCUGCGACCGUGCCAGAGCGAUGUAAAAUACGACCGCC